Molecule: messenger RNA, 2038 nt
Organism: Annulohypoxylon truncatum
Lineage: Eukaryota; Fungi; Ascomycota; Sordariomycetes; Xylariales; Hypoxylaceae
Exons: 2
Coding region: 325-1674 (449 amino acids)
Source: RefSeq, a predicted model, not a curated record
UAUUAUAUACAGUAACUAGCAUCGCACCUAGUCUUCAGCUGAGCGCAGCUUUCUCCUAGUAGAUCUGAAUCGUCCGAUUAAAGAAAGCUAGGUGUAGUUUUGCUGACGCUCCCCUGGACUAGCUCCCUUAGCUCGUGUUUACUCCUGGGCCUAGACCUGGCUAACGAGUGUCACGUAUGGUUGCAAGACAGAUGAAUAUCUUAUAUAAGAGAUAGGGUAAAAAAUGUGAAGAUAAUAGAUGCGACUGACCUCUAGUUGAGCUUUCGCGUCUAUUUCUCUCGUCAUUAUUUUGUUUACUGCGACCUCCUUUUGUUGUAUACCAAGAUGGCAGACACUCCACCAUUAAAUAGUUAUAAUCCAUCAUGUGUUGUUAGUCAGUGUUUGCGGCAAGUUGUUGGUUCUAUUGACGGAAACCCCCUCGCUCAGUACUCGGCAUGCACAUCUACAUUUGGAGCACCUGUUAUAUCAACUUUGACUCCAUCCGUAGAAGUUGUCUUCUCUACUCUUGUCGACACGGUUUCAUAUACAGAUAUUGUGGUCUCCACAAGCACAACGUUUUCGGUUUAUGAGGCGAUCAUCACUAUGUCUACCGAUGUUCCUGAUACCGUAACAGAAACGACGAGUACAACGACUACCACCACUGAUACGGUAACUGCUGCAACUACCACUGUCACUCCAAUAAAGCACAAGAAGCGUGGCGGCUGUAAGCCUAGGACGACAUCAUCCUCGCUUAGUUUCCAAUUUUCCUCCACAUCCUCCUUUGCUCCGGAGAGUUCAUCUUUAGUCCCCAAUAACUUUUCGGCGACUUAUUCGAUAUAUCCAUCUAUAUCCACUAGCUCGUCCUCAAGCGGUUAUUCCUUUGAUCCAAGUAGCUUUUCCACAACUACUUAUUCUUCAACUUCAGACAGCCCGUCUACAAUUCCAACAACUUCAUCAUCAGUUCCGGUUAUCCCUAUUGCAUCCUACUGCUCUGACUUAGAGGAAUACUCAUCUGCCUGCGCUUGUAUUGACGCUGUCAGCACAACUUCGAUCGUGACUGCCCCGACGCCAACCUCUACUUCUACGAUCCUCAGCACUGUGAGCGUUAGCGUUCCAUCAGUGUCUGUAUCGCUCGUCACCAUUACGGUGACUAGCGACGUCACAACAGUCGAAACCUCAACCUUGACAGCUACCCAGACAACUACCGACGUGCUCACUGAGACCGUCACGUCAACGUACACACCGACACCAUCACCAUAUCUCAAGAUCACUAGUAGCACCACAACAGCGAGGGUAGGGCGCUACAUCACGCUGGCAACAUGCAACGGUAACGUCUGCUUGCAGUUCGACUCAGCUAACACGGGCGUGUCUGUUGCCGGACAGUUUGCUGUCUCAGAUACUGGAGUAUGGUCGUUGCGUGACCAACCGUCACUGACGGCGUAUAUCUACACGAACAGUGGAGGCGUCAUCAGUGUCAUAUCUUUCAUGUCGUCUUCGACUGCGGCUAGUCUCGGCGAUUAUGCUCUUACUUGUUCUGUGGGCGAUGCGGGUGCCUUCACAUGCCAAUCGUCGACCAGCAUGGUCUACGACACGUUUGUAUCAUGUGGUGCAUGGAUUUACAUAAUUCCCGCAGCGAGAUAUGCCGCAUACGUAGGUUCUGGCUGUGUCAAAAUCGGACUGUCGCUUUCCACCUAAGAAAUGACGUCUCAGCUCGCAAUCUAUGUCUUUUUUCACUCAAAAGUUUUUUGAUGGGAACUAUUUAGUAUAGAAGAAGCAUGGGCUGAAGAGGGGAAAAGUACACAACCAUUUACACCAUGUAUGAUUAUAAUAUUAAUUCAUUCACCAGCCCAUCUGACGAUAAGGUGACUCGGAAGGGGUCUUGGGCCGAAAAGGCAUUAGGCGACCAAUUGACAUUGUAUAUGGAAUUUUUAUUGUUCAUUAAGACUUGGAAAUGGCCAAGAAACCUAGGUAAAUAUUCGCUAAUCAUAGGAAUCGAUAAAUAAGUAAGAUCACGACUAAUGUGCGUGGGUUAAACUACGACCAGUUUCUACCUUAGGUU